ACCGGCGGGUCCUGCCCGUCCCCUCGGGAAGGGAUGAAGGCCCAGGUGCCCUAGGAAGGGACUCGCAGCUUCUUGCACACCGCUCCUCCUUCCUGGGCAGCAAUGGCUUCCUCUCAGCCUUUCUCCCCCUAGACUGAAGACCCGCCGUGCCCAGCGGCCCGUGAGGAAGAGGAGGAGGUGGUUCGUGUGCUGACUCUGCCUCUGCAGGCUCAUCAUGCCAUGGAGAAGAUGGAAGAGUUUGUGUAUAAGGUGUGGGAAGGGCGCUGGCGCGUGAUCCCGUACGACGUGCUGCCCGACUGGCUGAAGGACAACGAUUACCUCCUGCACGGACACCGCCCGCCCAUGCCGUCCUUCCGAGCCUGCUUCAAGAGCAUCUUCCGAAUACACACCGAGACCGGCAACAUCUGGACACACUUGUUAGGUUUCGUCUUGUUCCUGUGCUUGGGGAUCCUGACCAUGCUGCGGCCCAACAUGUAUUUCAUGGCUCCUCUCCAGGAGAAGGUGGUGUUCGGGAUGUUCUUCCUGGGAGCGGUGCUGUGCCUCAGCUUCUCCUGGCUUUUCCACACCGUCUACUGUCACUCGGAGAAGGUCUCGCGGACGUUUUCGAAGUUGGAUUAUUCAGGAAUUGCACUGCUGAUCAUGGGGAGCUUUGUCCCGUGGCUCUAUUACUCGUUCUACUGCUCCCCGCAGCCACGACUCAUCUACCUCUCCAUCGUCUGCGUCCUGGGCAUCUCUGCCAUCAUCGUCGCGCAGUGGGACCGCUUCGCCACCCCCAAGCACAGGCAGACAAGAGCAGGCGUCUUUCUGGGGCUGGGGCUGAGCGGCGUGGUGCCCACCAUGCACUUUACCAUCGCCGAGGGCUUCGUGAAAGCCACCACCGUGGGCCAGAUGGGCUGGUUCUUCCUCAUGGCCGUGAUGUACAUCACGGGCGCGGGGCUGUACGCCGCCCGCAUCCCCGAGCGCUUCUUCCCAGGCAAAUUCGACAUCUGGUUUCAGUCCCAUCAGAUCUUCCACGUGCUCGUGGUGGCCGCGGCCUUCGUCCACUUCUACGGGGUGUCCAACCUGCAGGAGUUCCGCUACGGACUGGAAGGGGGGUGCACAGACGACUCUCUCCUCUGAGAGCGCCUGGUUUUAGUACAAGCUUCCUAAGUGCUUUUUAAACUCUUGUCUUUGCUAAAAUCAAAGGAAGACUCAAAACCGUUUGGGGUUGUAGUUUUGGUUUUGUCUUUUUUUUUUUUUUUUAAGGA
This is a messenger RNA of Mesitornis unicolor (brown roatelo), 1247 nucleotides long. RefSeq names its product adiponectin receptor 1 (gene ADIPOR1). Gene Ontology annotation, cellular component: plasma membrane. Gene Ontology annotation, molecular function: signaling receptor activity. Bases 220 to 1119 code for a protein of 299 amino acids. The record is from RefSeq and is a predicted model, not a curated record. Gene Ontology annotation, biological process: adiponectin-activated signaling pathway. NCBI's taxonomy places the organism in Eukaryota, Metazoa, Chordata, Aves, Mesitornithiformes, Mesitornithidae. The transcript is spliced from 6 exons.